AUGACAUGUACUCUAUAUGCUGUUUUCUUGCAGAUGAUAAAACUAAUUCAAGGUGAGUGGUACUGGAAAGAUGAUACUAACACCCUUGAAUUUGCAAGCUCCAGUCCAGCAACUGAGGAAAACCUUAAGGAAGGAAAAAAUACCGGCUUUCAGGAAAUGCGUGUGGAGACAUUAAAGAGUGCUGGAAGAAGGCAGGCUGAUAAAGAGGGAAAAUUGCAAGGGCUGUCCACGUGGGUACAACAGGAAUACGUUACGUUGGAUGAUGUAAAAUAUUUUUUACUUUUGAAAGAAGCAAAUGAGCAAACAUUACCAUUUGCAGCAGUUAUAAGGAAUGAGAAAGUGGAUGAGUCCUUCGUGGCCCUGCUCUUCUACCUAUCUCUUCACCAGGAAAUAAUUGCCCUGAAAUAAAAAUGCAGAUCCUUGAUGUUGACUAUGAUAUUUUUGGAAGAUGUGCUGGUGAAGUUAGGUGUAUCCAGGAUCUACCUUGCCAAGGUGUACUGUAACCUUAUCCUCGGAUGAGGCAUGGCACAGCAGAACCACAGGCCCACAGGGAAAAUAAAAACAUCAUUGCAGAAAGAUUGGAACUUCUUUGAAGGCUUCUACAUCUUCAGCAGCUAUGUGGCUUGGCUUGUGUUCAGAUGGAAGCGCUUCCAAGUGAUUUGGGAAGAAAUCAGCAGGCUCCUUUGCUCUGACAUGUUUGAUCCUGCUCUAAGAGACAGGAACAAUGAUGACUUGCAGAAAGCAGGAGACCAGACUGAGUGCGAUUGCCUGAGGCACACAUCUGACACCCUGGUGAGUCCUUGGGGAACCCAACAUGUCCAAAUACUCUGAGGCAACACCUGCAUUUGUUUUCUUUGAAGGAAAGUCCAUGCCAAGCAUCCUUUUAUAAACAGCAUGGUUCACCAUCGCUUGCCAGUGCUCAGCACCCCACUCCCCUGCCCCAAGGACAGUGCUCCAGACCUCUCCCAGAAAUACUGCUGUCAGGGCAAAGCAGCUACUGUCCAUCAUAGUGCUUUGUUAAAAAUCUUAAGUUUUCUGAGGAAAGGAAAUAGGCAUUAA
Messenger RNA from Manacus vitellinus (golden-collared manakin), 1059 nucleotides. It is a transcript of the gene PPP1R36, whose product is annotated as protein phosphatase 1 regulatory subunit 36. The record is from RefSeq and is a predicted model, not a curated record. Gene Ontology annotation, biological process: negative regulation of phosphatase activity. Gene Ontology annotation, molecular function: phosphatase binding. Lineage: Eukaryota; Metazoa; Chordata; Aves; Passeriformes; Pipridae.